Messenger RNA from Aspergillus caelatus, 1071 nucleotides. RefSeq names its product DUF1996 domain-containing protein. NCBI's taxonomy places the organism in Eukaryota, Fungi, Ascomycota, Eurotiomycetes, Eurotiales, Aspergillaceae. The record is from RefSeq and is a predicted model, not a curated record. Bases 19 to 1071 code for a protein of 350 amino acids. The transcript is spliced from 3 exons.
CCUUAUUCUCCAAUCAAGAUGCGCCGUGCGUUCAUUCUCCUGGCCAGCGCUGGUGCUGUGUCCGCAUGGACUGAAAUGUACCAUAAGGCAUUCAUGAAUAAAAACAUCGACCCGAUCGUUGUUCCAGGCACUUACACUUCGCACAUGCACACCUUCUUUGGCAGCGAUGCCAUCACUAAGGAUAUGCCGACCUCUGCUGAUUUACAAAAGGGCUGCUACAGCGGAGACAAUCCCAACGAUCUUUCAGCCUACUGGAUUCCCACCCUCUACCAUGUUGACGGCGACAACUUCACCGAGGUGCCCGUCUUCCGCUUCAGCACCUACUACACCAACGCUUUCUCCGAGAUCGCCAUCCCGCAAGGUUUCUCCAUGAUCUCGGGCAACGCAUCCGCCCGGACCCAGGCGGAGGCCGAUAACGCUUACAACAAUCUUGAAUGGUUCUGCGAAGGGUCCAACGAACGGGAAUCAGAUAUCGCCAAUUUCCCGACCAGCACCUGUGAUCAGCAUCUCCAGGUUUCACUGCGCUUCCCCAACUGUGUCAACCCAGAUAACCUCGCUGAAUACGACUUCAGUGAUGACUCUAAUAAAUGUCCGGAUGGUAUGAAGCAGUUCCCCCAGCUUCGCUACGCCGCGCGCUAUGACACGAAGUCUGUUGCGCCUAAUGGCUGGAGUGGAGAUGCCCCCUUCCAACUUUCCUGUGGAGAUGCGCUGGGUAAUGGAUACUGCUUUCAUGGCGACUUUAUCAAUGGUUGGUUUGCAGACGCUGCGGAAAACAUGCUCAAUGCUGGCGGUGGCGGUUAUAAUGAUGGUCAGUUCAUUAGCGGCGAGCAUGGUUCUUCUGCUAUAGAGGAUGACUGUACGCCUACCGACCAAGACCCGGAUAAUGGAACUAGCGACUACUGGACUAGUGUUGAAAUGAAGGCAAAUGGUGGUGUGGCGGUGGCUGAUCCAGUGGAAUCUACUUCUGCUGUAGUAACGACGGCUGCCUCGACCUCGAGCCUCUCACAAAGGGGCGAUGUUCCAAGACCGUCCCUGACCACAAAAUACAUGUGGGGGAUUAACUGGAGAUAG